Messenger RNA from Phoenix dactylifera (date palm), 556 nucleotides. Lineage: Eukaryota; Viridiplantae; Streptophyta; Magnoliopsida; Arecales; Arecaceae. The record is from RefSeq and is a predicted model, not a curated record.
AAGAAGAUGCAUGCACUGAUUGAGAUGUACGAAUUGACAGGUCAGAUAAGAUGGAUUAAGGCACAGAAUGAUCGGGUUCGAAAUGGUGAGCUAUACCGCUGCAUUGCUGAUACUAAGGGAGCUUUUUAUUCAGGUAUGCCUGCUCUGUAUGAAGCAUUUGGGCUUAGAGUCAUAGAGGCGAUGAACUGCGGCCUGCCGAUCUUUGCUGCGAACCAAGGAGGACCUGCAGAUAUUAUUGUUGAUGGAGUUUCUGGAUUCCAUAUCAAUCCCAACAAUGGAGAGGAAUAUAGUAACAAGAUUGCAGAUUUCUUCGAGAAAUGCCAGGAGGACAACGCUUACUGGAAUAAGGUGUCGACAGCCGGGCUCCAACGGAUAUAUGAGUGCUACCCUUGGAAGAUAUAUUCAACCAAGGCAUUGAACAUGGAGUCAGUCCAUGGCUUCUGGAGGAUAAGAAGCAAGCCAAACAGCGAUAUAUCCAGGUGCUCUGCGCCCUCCAGUUCAGAAAUUUGGGGAGUUCCAGGAAGAUACAAUAAAUAAACAAAUGAACUGGUAGAUU